ACAAAAUAUAGAUCUCUUUAUGCUUAUUAUUUACAUCUAGUGAUGUUGACAUUGAACUUAUGUGUCAUUGGUAUCUUUUUUUUUUUACUAAAGUAAUGAGCGUUAGCUUCAAUGCUUACUAAAACCAACAAUGAAACACAUUAUUUUGAUUGGCAUUCUUGUUCAAUCCUAUUCAUUUGAGCUUCAAAGUUUUUUGAAUAAUUCUCAGACUCCUAUGAAGGAUCCGGAAUGGAGAAGAUUUAAAAUAAAGUUUGGAAAAUUUUAUAGCAGCAAUAUUGAAGAAACAUCAAAAUAUUUGAAUUGGAAAAUAAACAAUGAAAAAAUAAAAAAUCAUAAUUCCGAAAACCGUUUUUUCAAAAUAGGAAUGAAUCAGUUUUCAGAUCUGACUCAUGAAGAAUUUAUAAAGAUUUAUGGUGGAUGUUUCAAACUUCCAAAAAGUUUUAUAAAUAUUACAAAAGGAUCUACAUUUUUACCACCUAGUAAUGUCAACAUACCCGACGAGGUUGAUUGGAGAACUAAAGGUUACGUUAACCCGGUCAAGAAUCAAGGGCAAUGUGGAUCAUGUUGGGCAUUUAGCACAACUGGAGCUUUGGAAGGUCAAACAUUUCGAAAAACAGGAGUUCUUCCUGAUUUGAGUGAGCAAAAUUUAGUUGAUUGUACGCAAUCUUACGGAAAUGAGGCUUGUAAUGGUGGUUGGAUGGAUAAUGCGUUUAAAUAUAUAAGCGAUAAUAAAGGCAUUGACAGCGAAGCAGGAUAUCCGUAUUAUGCUAAGGCACUUGGGUAUUGUUACUACAAUCAGCAAUUCAAUGUAGCUUCUGAUACAGGUUUUGUUGACAUAGCCUCUGGAGACGAAGAUGCGCUUAAAGUAGCUGUUGCCACAGUUGGACCAAUAUCUGUUGCUAUAGAUGCCACAAAAGAUUCUUUCAUGAGAUAUCAGUCAGGUGUGUAUUACGAACCAACUUGUGGCAAUGGUCUAGAGAAUCUUGACCAUGCUGUUUUAGUUGUUGGUUAUGGUACUGAAGACGGUCGCGAUUUUUGGCUUGUAAAAAACAGUUGGGACAUAACCUGGGGAGAUCAAGGUUAUAUCAAAAUGUCAAGAAAUAUGUCAAACCAAUGUGGCAUUGCAACUAAAGCCAGUUACCCGUUAGUUUAAGUCUUCAAAAUACUAUAAUCUGUUAUAUAUAUUUGCACACAUUUAUAUAAAAUAAUUAUUAACAUUUGGAAAAAAUUGAAAAAAAAACAAAAAAAGACAAACAACGUUUAAAAUCAAAAACCAGCAUAUUUUUCUAUAAAGUCACGAAACAUUUAAUACAAAAAUUUAAAAAAAGUGUUAGAAGAUUGAUUCUAGAAAAAGAUUCCAGAACAAUUAUUUAUUGAUCUACGCUAAAUAAUGCUUCUUAUAUUAUUUUGUAAUAACAUUUUAUGUAAAAAAAAAAUGUUUAGUUACAAA
Messenger RNA from Hydra vulgaris (swiftwater hydra), 1450 nucleotides. RefSeq names its product procathepsin L. Gene Ontology annotation, biological process: immune response; positive regulation of peptidase activity; positive regulation of apoptotic signaling pathway. Gene Ontology annotation, cellular component: lysosome. Gene Ontology annotation, molecular function: cysteine-type endopeptidase activity; cysteine-type endopeptidase activator activity involved in apoptotic process. NCBI's taxonomy places the organism in Eukaryota, Metazoa, Cnidaria, Hydrozoa, Anthoathecata, Hydridae. The record is from RefSeq and is a predicted model, not a curated record.